AGCUGCCGGUGUUACUAUGUUGGGGUUGCCCGGGGAGCAAGGAGGGUAAAGUCGAUGAGUUCUCGGUGUCUGUAUUACCGAAAGUUUACGACGUUCCUCCCUCUUCUCUCCCUCCCCACCUUAUCUCGCGUUACUCAGACGGAAUUUAAUAUUUGGAACAACCAGUGUCCUGUCAGUCGGGGGCUGCAGCUCCACCAGCGGAACUGCGGGGAGUUCAGUUUCAGGCCUCGGCGGGCAACAACAAUUCUCCACUUUGAUCCCGUUCAAUGACUUGAGCAGUUAGGGGUUGAGGGGGAUUGGGGCUUUUAAUACCUGCACAAAUCAGUAAAGCGAGCAAGAGAAAUAACAAAAGCAAAACCGAAGAAACAGAAUCUCGAGUUCUGAAGAAGAGUCUGCUGCACUCGAAACGUUAACUAUUUCUCUCUCCACGAAUGCUGCCAGAUCUGCAGAGUUUCUCCAGUAUUUCAUGUUUUUGUUUCACAUUUCCAGCGUCUGCAGUAUUUUAUUUAAGCGAGUGAAGGAAUUCGUCUGCUAAUUGUGGACUUUUUUUGAAAAUGUUUUCUGCUGUGAAACAGAGCUGGAAGCGGUACCAUUCCCACAGGCCUUGUGAUAUGUAAACUGAUCAGAAUAUGACCAUGCAAUAAGAGGGGGCUGUCUUUAGACUUCAAAACAAUCUAAUUCUACAAGAGAGCAGUUGGAUAUUGGACACACUUCGCAUUACUGAAGGAACUGGGAUUGGAUUUGCAAUCUAGUUGUAAGAUUUGGGCCUUUUUAAACUUGAUUGCAUACGUUGUUUUGGAGAUUACGGUCCAUUACAGAUUUUCAGCAUCCACAGUAUUUUGCCUCAGUUAACACAUCUGGUUGAUGACUUUUCAUAAGAACUGGGAAAAGUUGGAAAUGUAAUAUCAUCAUCUUAAAUGAUUUGUGUGUUGUUGGCUUCCAGUCCAGCGGGCAGUUAAGUCAGCUACAUUGCUAUGGGCCCGGAGUCACAGACAAGGAGAAAUUUCGAUGGUUUCUGACUCCAAAUAAACAAGUGGAGUGAAACAACCAUGGGCAGUCUCAAUGACCCAGAGGAUAUAUAUAUUGCAGUGAUUCGUCCUAAGAAUGCUGCUAGUUUAAAUUCUCGUGACUAUCGAACUAAAUCAUAUGAAAUUCUGCUGCUGGAAUUGCAAAAUGAAGGCAAGGAGAAAAAGAGAAAGAAAGUUUUAUUACAAACAAAACUGAAGAGGGAUGAAAAUAAAGGGCAAGACAUUCUUGACUUUGUAGUUGAAGCCACCAAACUGAUGUCACCUAACAACCAAGGAGUCAAAGGUAAACGAGUGGUGUUGAUAAAAGAAUUCCCUGUCCACAGGGAGAAUUCUUGCAAGGCAGCUGCACUCUAUGUUGUACCAGCAGCAGUUAAAGACAACAGCAAGACAUCCUAUUGCCUUGGAGCACCAAGCUUUUACUGCUUCCAGGAUAUUAUGCGUGUGUGCAGUGAAUCUAGCACUCAUUUUUCUACACUCAGUGCAAAAAUGCUGAUUGUCUUGGACAAGUGGUUGGCAGAACAGCACACAAUCUCCCAUGCCAUUCCAGGUCUUUUUAGACCAUCACCUCUUGACAGACUCAAAUCUUGCGUAGCAAACCCUGCUUACAUCAAAGAAAUGGAUCAGCAUGAAAAUACCAUGCAUGUGGGCUAUACUGCUUUGGAGAUAAAAAGUAAAAUGUUGACACUGGAGAAAGCUGACCUCUGUAUCUACAAUCCACUUUUUGGAUCAGACUUACAGUACACAAAUAGGGUGGAUAAAGUGGUGAUAAAUCCAUACUUUGGUUUGGGAGCACCUGAUUAUUCCAAGAUACAGAUUCCAAAACGUGAGAAAUGGCAACGCAGUAUGAGUAGCAUAAUGGAGGACAAGGAACGACAGUGGGUGGAUGAUUUUCCCCUGCAUCGCAGUGCCUGUGAAGGUGUUACAGAGUUGCUGAGCAAACUUCUAGAUAGUGGCUUUUCAGUUAAUCAGUUGGACAGUGAUCAUUGGGCACCUAUUCAUUAUGCUUGUUGGUAUGGAAAGGUCGAAGCUACCCGCAUCCUAAUACAAAAGGGAAAGUGUAAUCCCAACCUUCUAAAUGGACAGCUUAGUUCACCACUUCAUUUUGCAGCUGGUGGAGGACGUGCAGAAAUUGUGCAACUUUUACUACAGCAUCCUGAGAUUGAUCGGCAUAUUGUGGAUCAACAAGGAAGGACAGCAUUGCAGGUCUGCGAAGAGAAUAAACAGAAUGAUUGGGAAAAAACAGUACAACUCCUAAAUGAUGCAAUGAAUAAGCCAUAUGAGAAAGUUAAAAUUUAUCGUACCGAUGGAUCUUAUCGUGCUGUUGAGCUGAAGCAUGGUAACAAUACCACGGUGCAGCAGAUAAUGGAAGGCAUGCGGCUGUCACAAGAAACACAACAAUAUUUUACAAUCUGGAUCUGCUCUGAGAACCUCAGUUUGCAGCUCAAACCAUACCAUAAAUCACUACAGCACCUGCGAGACUGGCCAGAGAUUGUUGCAGAAUUAACUAGCCUUGAUCCACAUUCGGAAAAACCACAACUCUUUCUGCGAAGGGAUGUGCGACUUCCACUGGAAACUGAAAAGAAGGUGGAUGAUCCGUUGGCUAUCCUUAUUCUAUUUGAUGAGGCACGCAGUAGCCUGCUGAAAGGAUUAUAUCCAUGUCCUGACAGUCAGUUGAUAACAUUGGCUGGUCUUCUCCUUCAAAUCAUCUAUGGAAAUUAUGAGAGUAAAAAACAUAAGCAGGGAUUCCUCAAUGAAGAAAAUCUUAAGUGUGUCUUACCAUGUACCAAACUGAAAAGCAAGGCUCCACACUGGAUCAGUAGGAUUUUACAUGAAUACAAGAGCCUUAGCAGUCGUGAAGGUAUCAGUAAGGAGAUGCACCACCUUCAGCGUCUUUUCCUGCAGAUUUGCUGGGAGUUUCCAUCUUAUGGAGCAGCCUUUUUCACAGGACAAGUAUAUACUAAAUCAAGCUCGAGUAGUCACAAAGUUGUCAAGGUAUAUGUUGGUGUAAACACGAAAGGUCUGCAUUUGUUAAACAUGGAAACAAAGGCUUUGUUGAUUAGCCUUAAGUAUGGCUCCCUUAUGUGGCAAUUGGGUGAAGCAGAUGCCUACUUUCAAAUUCACAGUUUGGAAAAUAAAAUGAGCCUCGUUGUGCAUACAAAGCAGGCUGGUCUGAUUGUGAAAUUACUGAUGAAGUUAAGUGGCCAACUGAGUGUAAAUGAAAGAAACUUGACAGAUAAACAUGGAUAUGGGUAACCAUUAAAUAUCAUGAGAUCUUUAUCUUGACAAGGCCAUUCCUGUUGAACUGAAGCACUUCAGAUUACUAAGAAGCCAGAAAAACCCACUGUGAUUUAGCAUUCCAUGUAUAUUUGUAUGAUAUUGAAGAAUUGUAUAUCUUAUUUGAUGUAUUUUAAAGCAAAGUAUACAUUGUGUAUGUUGAUUAUUUCAAUGUCUUGUUAUUGUGCUAAAGAAGCAAGUUUUAAUUUGGUUCUAUAAAGAACAAAAUUCUGAGUUAUAGUAUGUAUUACAGCAAUAGUUGUGCUCUUCAGUAUGGUUUAUAAAGUAUUUUAGAAAUAUAUCACAAUAUCGACAUACAUUUUUAUGAAUUAAAAGAGGAUCUUCUAAAUUUUGGUU
Chiloscyllium plagiosum (whitespotted bambooshark) is the source of this 3659-nucleotide messenger RNA. RefSeq names its product KRIT1 ankyrin repeat containing (gene krit1). Gene Ontology annotation, cellular component: cytoskeleton; plasma membrane. Gene Ontology annotation, biological process: regulation of establishment of cell polarity; negative regulation of angiogenesis; cell redox homeostasis. NCBI's taxonomy places the organism in Eukaryota, Metazoa, Chordata, Chondrichthyes, Orectolobiformes, Hemiscylliidae. The record is from RefSeq and is a predicted model, not a curated record. Gene Ontology annotation, molecular function: protein binding.